GUCAGCCCUGGACCGGACACUGAUGAAAACAGAUAUGCUAAGUGCCUUCUGGGCUUAGCACCCACGUGUGGAGGACGGACAAAAAGGACUUGCAGACAGGAAGAUGCAGGAAGUCCAGGAUAGGUGAUAGAAGGAAUGAGCAUUGUUGUCCUCUCUGUGGGCAUUUGGUGAUCCACGAUUGGGCGUCCAGAAAGCGAGUGGAGAGGAGGAACCUGAAGCAGCAGAGCGCAGCGGCGAGAGCGGCUCAGGUUGAUUUAGAGCGCGGAUGACAGUGGCCUGGCGCGAGCCCGCGGCUGACGACAGCGCCGAUCCGCUCGGUCUCCAUGGAGACGGGCAGGAGCAGCGGCGGCAGCGGCGGCGGGGCUGUCAGCGCGCGCUGCUGCGAUCGCGCGCCCGCGGGGGUCUGCAGGAGGAAGGAGGAGGCCGGUGCUGGGACCCUCGCGGCAGACAUGGACUUGCAUUGUGAUGGUGCCGCGGAAACGCCGGCCGCCGAGCCGCCGCCGUCGGGGAAGAUUAAUAAAGCUGCUUUCAAAUUAUUCAAGAAGAGGAAAUCGGGUGGCACCAUGCCCAGCAUUUUUGGGGUCAAAAACAAAGGGGAUGGGAAAAGCUCGGCUCCGACGACGGGGAUGGCGAGGAGCAGGACCCACGACGGGCUGGCCGAGGUGGUGGUGCUGGAGGGCGGCAGGAAGGAGGAGCCGCGCGGGGCGGGAGAGGGCGGCGGGGCUCGGCCGAACCCCGGGCCCCCCAGAGCCGCCGCGCCCGGCCUGGGCUCGCUGGCCCCCGGCUCCGUGGCCAAGUCCCACAGCUUCUUCUCCCUGCUGAAAAAGAACGGGAGGCCGGACCCCGGCAAGGGGGACCCAGCGGACGCGAGCAAGGCUGGCGGCAAACAAAAGAGGGGGCUGAAAGGCAUCUUCAGCAGCCUGCGCUGGCACAAGAAGGACAAGCGCGGCGGCGCCGGCGGGGGCGAGGGGCCGAGGCCGGCGCGCGCGGCCGCUCCGGGGAUCCUGGUCCUGCCCGGCUCGCUCGCCGCCAGCCUGGAGUGCGUCAAGGAGGAGCCGCCCCGCGCCCAGGACGCCCCGCGACACCCAGCAGGUGAGCUCGGAGGGGGACGGCAGGCGCCCGCUGCCGCCGAUCGUGCCCCGGAGGGCGAGGCCCCGAGCCCCGGGGACGCCCACGACAGCAGCCCGCGGUCAGAGGACGCGGCGGGGCACUGGGAGCCGGGAGCUGGCGAGGCGCACGCGGUGGUGGCCGAGGACGCUUCCAGGACAGGUGACGUGGCGCGAAAGACCGUCCCCCUGGUCGACUCCGAGGGAGGCAGCGGCCGGGCGUCCGCCGUCCCCGACCCUUCCUCUGUCGAUCCACCCUCAGACCCAUCGGCCGAUCGUAUUUGUUUGAUGUUUUCUGACGUGACUUCACUGAAAAGCUUUGACUCUCUUACAGGCUGCGGAGAUAUUAUUGCAGACCCCGAGGAAGAGGCAGGUCCCAGCUGUGACAAGCAGGCCCCCGGGCCAGGCAAGCCAGUCCUGUCUAAAAAGACCCCCGGAGGCGUGGUGGCUUACCAAGGAGGAGGGGAGGAGAUGGCCAGCCCGGACGGGGUGGACGACACCUAUCUCCAGGAAUUCUGGGACAUGUUGUCCCAGACCGAGGACCACGGGCAAGGACCCCCAGAGGCGGCAGCAAAGGCGGCCAUGGCCCCGGAAGCCAAGGUGGUGCCAGAGACCUCCAAAGAUGCCCGGUGCGCGGAGGCGGCCAAGGACGCGUCCUCAGUCAAGCGCCGGAGGCUCAACUGGGUCCCCACCGAGCUGCAACCGAAGGAGGAGCACAAGCACUCGGAGAAGGAGCCGCAAGAAGGCGUCCCCAACAGUGAUGAGGGCUACUGGGACUCCACGCCUGGCCCAGAGGACGACAGCGGGAAGAAGGCGGGCAUCCCCCGGGACAGCGACAGCGGCGACGCGCUCUACGACCUCUACGCGGACCCCGACGCUAGCCCUGCCGUCCCUCCUGCCAGCGAGGAGACGGCCUGCUCGUCCCGACUGAAGCCAGUAUCUCCAGGCACCAUCACCUGCCCACUGCGAACACCAGGAAGUUUACUGAAGGACUCGAAGAUCCCCAUUAGCAUCAAGCAUCUCUCCAACCUCCCAGCCAGCCACCCCAUUGUGCAUCAGCAACCAGCCAAGAGUGAGUUGCGCAGAACAAAAAUCCCAGUCUCCAAGGUGCUGGUCCGCAGGGUCAGUAACCGGGGCUUGGCUGGGACCACCCUCCGGGCAGCAGCGUUGCAUGACAGUACCAAAAAGUUGUGAGGUCCCUAGGCCAAGGUGGAUGGGUGGCAUCUCCAGGAAUACAGCUUUUCCUGGAAACCACUAAGGGAAGUUUGCUUCCCCUAAAGAAAGUGAUUUAGGACCUUCCCUGCUCCUGAGCAUGGGCCACGGAGUCCUUGGGCUGGGAACAGGGGCAGGAUACACCAGAGAGGGGGAUGCUCUACCUGGAAUUCUCCUCUCAAGAUAAGUUCCUGAGAAUUAUUUUUGAGCACUUUUUUUUCUCUUUUUAUCUUUUUAAAAAUCUUUUUUCUUUCUUUUUUCUUUAACGCACUGAACACUCAGAAGUCACCUUCACUUGCCUUUGCAGAAAACAAGACAACCAAACCUAAGUAAGAGUCAUGCCAGGGUACUUGGCUGUGCUAGAGUCAGAGGGCCUGGAGGGAUCACUGCAGACUGGAGGAGGGACCCUUCCCUUCCUUCCUUUCUUUCCUUUUUCUUUCCAGGAAAAAAAGAGACGGUUUGUUGUAUCACUGUGUGGAAAUCACCUACAAAGCUGAAAGAGGCAGGUAACAACCCAAUAAGGGCAUCGUGGGUCGGCAGAAAAGUUCCCUAAUUUCAGUUGCCAGGUAUGCAAAUAGGUAAAGAUUUACCCCUAGGAAAAUGAGGGAGGAUUUUAGUUUCACUAUUUGAGAUCCUUUGGGCAGAAAUAAAAAGCCUGCAGAAUAGGUUUUCUGUUUUCUGUUUUUUGUUUUUGUUUUUGAAUCCCCUACCCCCACCUAGUGCAGAAAUCAGGAUCAGGGAAUGAUUUCACUAAAUGCCAAUAGAUACAAUAUUUUAGCAUUUAUAAACUGUAACCUUCUCAUGUGUAGAUAAUACAUAUUUUACAGUUUAUCCCACUGUUAACAUUUUAUACUCUGUCAAUAACCUAGAAUUUAAAAUCUGGUCUUAUAGCUAGAUAUGACCAUCCCCAAACCAUCAAGAUUCAUUUAUAUACUGUAACCUGAAGCAAUGCUGGUUUUGGUUUUGGUUUAUAUGAAGUCCCUAGUUCUUUAAAAAAAAAAAGUCUAUUGUGUGGCUGUCCCAGAAGAAUGCUUUUGCCUUGUUUUGGAUAAGAGUCUGUCUCUCACCCCAAACCCUAGUUUUCAGAAUCUUGGUUAUAAGAUUUUGAAUCCAACACUUCUUCAGUGGUCCAAUAUGAGGAGCACAUAGUGAAAAACAAUAGAAAAAUACAGUUUUUCCUGUCAUUUGAAUUUUGCUUCAUGGACUUAUGGGUGAGACGUGUGUUCAGAAUACAUUGACAAGCUUAUGUAUCAUGAAUGCACCAUGCUAAGGAUUUUUAAAGAAAUGGUUUCAAUUAUAUGUAUCUUUCUAAUAUUUCAGCUGAAACUUUCAUUUCAGAAAGGGUUAUUACAUGUCUUGCUAGUUUGAAUGCCUAAAGUGAAGCAGUUCCUCGAAUGCUAUUAAUCUCUAAUGAUUAAAUUAAUAUCCUUUUUGAAAUGCACUCUAGUGUAUCUGAUCAAAAGGCCAGAGCUCCUACGUGGAGGUAAUUUGUCAUAGUAGGAAGAUUACACAUAUUCCAGUGAUACCAAACAUAUACAAAUGACAUAAACACUUGGGUGUCUCUCGUUUUCAGAGAGAUUACUAAAUAAUGAACUGUUGUUUUGUUUUUAAGCUUAUUUUCUGUUUUGUAAAGGAAAGAAGGCAAGUUAAAUAUAUGAAAACCUAUUUUAAAAAUAUAAAGGAAAUAACAAAAUAAAUGGGUAUCAAAGGAAAACAAAUUUGAGCCAGUAACAUAAAGCAGGUUGUUCCUCCUUUUAAGUUUGCAAUGAUUCAAUUAGAACAGGAGGUAUAGGUUUGCUGAAUUUCUUUAGGAGUCAAUUUAAUGGUUUUUUAUUACAUUGUCUCAGUUCUUUAAUGUUAUUUCAAAGUAACAUUUUAAUAGUUAAUUUCCUGUCUAUACAGGAGGCCCUACUGCAGACAUAGCCUUAAGCAUUCUGAACACACUACUAGAAAUUCAUUCAAGCAUCUCAUACGUGCUCAUGUUCUCAAUUGAGUACAAACUAAUAAAAACCAUCUACAAUUGUUUAAAUUUAGAAAUAUUUUGAAAAUUGUUUCUGCCUUUGACAAAGGACUUUACAUUUGAUUUAAUGCUGAUUGUACAAUUCAGACUCAAACUACAGCAAAUUAGAGAGAACAUAAAUUUUAUUUCUAGCUGUAAAACAAAGGAUUCUUCUUGUGUAUUUUCCUGCAUGGAUUACAUUCUUCAUUGCAUGACUCCAUUGCUGAGUUUUAUUUGUUCAUUUGUUCAACUGUGCAGCAAAGUGAAGAAUACCUGAACAACUGAUGAUAAUAUUAUCUUAGUAAAGGCAAUAUAUUUCUAAAGCACUAGGAGAAAUUAUUUUUGAUUUCAGAAUUUGGGGACUUCUUUCUGCAUUUAUACUACUUCACGGUCUUCUCUUUGCAAGUAAGGAAAAAUAUUAGCACAGUUUAAUGUCUCCUGUCAAUUAAUUCCUUGUGAAAGAUUUAGAACUUGUUUUAUUUCUUUUUUCUAUGUUUUAAUGACUCCCUAUGUCUCUAAGAAUUGCACCCAUGCCAGUCAAAUGAAGGAUUCAGGCAGUACUUUAAAUGGCCUCCUCCCUUAGUGGGAACUCACUGCAGUGGUGGGAGGUGUGAUGGGUGGUCAACUUUUUCUAACCAGAGAAAAAGGUUGUAGUUGCUUUCGUCUUCUAAGAGCUACUUUGUCUUAUUUGUGCUUAUGGAGAUGGCUUUCUAGAAUUUUUUUGGAUGUACAUGCCUAUUUUUAUUAAUGCAUCCUCUAAUAACCUUAGGAGGAUCAUAUAGGCCUAUAUUUGCUGAUGGUUUAAGGGAAGGGUUACAUAUGGGCACAUACCACAUUUCCUGAUAUGUACGAGCCUGAAAUACUUGGUGGAUUAAUGCCCUUUGGUUAAAGAACUGCUCAAAUCAGAGGGGGAAAAGCCAAGUCAGUUGUUGGAUGGGAAGUUAUUAGUUUACUACUUCUCCACAAAGACAGCCUGACUUUAAUAUCUGCAUUGCAUACAAUACUACUUGAAACAUCUGCUCUAGUUCUGAUGACGGUUGCUGCUUUUAUUCUUCUAUUAGCACCAAGUGGGAGAAAUUUUAUUAUAACAUUUUAAAUAAUCAUGAGAGGAAAUAAACUUUUGUCAUCUCACUUAAUAAAAACAAUGGAAUAUUGAUCAUUAAGGACCUUCUUUAGCUACAUUUUCCACAAAUUAUCUGCCUAUUUAAAUACGAAGUGUUUAAUCUAUGAAAGUAAUGACUUGCCAGAUUUAAAGGCUUCAUCCAUUCAUCUCAAUAGUUGUCAGAUAUCUAAGUAAAUGUGAAGAUAGCCCUUUGCUGACACAAUUAUCAAGGAAAAAAGACUAGAGCCGGUGUUAAGGUUUCUUUGAAUGGUGUAAAAGAUUUUAUUAUUUACAUCAUCAUCAUCAGGUUAAAUUUUAAGGCCACUGUUUACUGUGAGCUUUGUGUAGAGAUUGACUCCUGCAAUUUUUUGCCAUUUUAUUUUCACCAUAGUUGUGUGGUGCCCUCAGACAGCAGGAAUGGGACACUUGACAUGGAGUUAGCAUGUUUGGACCACAGUAGCAUGUUGGAAUGCAUCCCUUGCUUGUUAGUCACUCUGAAGUUCUCUCUUGACGUAUGAAUACAAGGACUUGUCUUUGCCAUGCUUGGUUUCUGCUGAGACAUGUCCUAGGGCACCCACAUUGACUCUGCUUCCCUUUCUACUGUUAAGAAAUUCAAGAAUUUUAAACUAUUGGACUGAGGAUGUAGCUCAGUGGUAGCGUGCUUGCCUAGUGUUUGUGACACCCUGGGUUCAAUCCCCAGCACUGAAAAAAAAAACUACUAAGAAAAAAAGCAUCUCCAUUGCCUUUGCUUUUCACCAAGAUGGCCAGUUAAAGAAUCAAGAUGGAAGAAGAAAAACUCAAAUGCUUCCGUUAACCCCCUUCCCUCCUCUAGGAAGACCAAGGAAUGAAUGUCUUACUCAACCUUAGAAAUUUUUGAUUCUUUACACAAAAAUAUUUAUAAAACAGUUUGGGAUGAAAGGGCUAGUAGGGCAGGCCUGUAUCUUAGGCAACCAAGAUGGGAAGGCAAAAGUCAUACACUGACUUCAUAAAAAGAAGGAGACUGCCACUGUCAGCAUAGUAAGUCGUGUGGCUCCUCCCCAGACACGGUCAUUGAUUUUGCACCCUUGUCUUGCUCUGAAGGCUUUGUGAUGGCUGUCACGAAUGGCUUCUCAGAAGCCUUACCACUGUGAUAAUGGCUUAAAGGAGACAGUUUGUUUCAACAAUAGCCACUUAUAAGGAACCUGACUAUCUCCCUGCAGAUAAUGUUUUCAGAGGGUGAUUCAGAAGACCAGUUUCAUUAUUAUAGAAAAGAGGUCCUCCUUGAGCUGAAAAUAGAAAGAUUAAAAUAGCUAUGAAGCCUCCAGUGCUGAAAUGUUUUUGACUGAUGUUUACUUGAAUUCAGUGCAACACAUAUUUAUGGGACAUAUGCUGUAUCUAAUACUUAAUAAAAACCCAUUCAGCGUGGGGCUCACAUAUAGCUAUGCUGUAACUGGAUUUUCUCAAUAUUCAUUAAAAUCAUUUUUAUUUUACCUAUGUUAACUUUUUUUUGGUAUUUGUUGCUUAUAGUUUGUGGAGUGAAACAGAGGGGGUGAAUGAAGCUACAUCAAUUCCUCUACAGAUAAUAAUUUAACAACAAUUAAGUUUGUUGAAUGCUAACUAUGCGUUGGGCACUGCUAGAAGAUCUACUGGUAUUUAUUCAGUACUCUUACCAGCCAUAGGGAGGUGCGACAUUAUUUCCCCAGUGUGAUAUAUUUAAUUCAUCCUUUGUGUUUCUUUUCUCAAACCUCCUCCUAUCUCACCUCUCUGUCAUCUCUGACUCUCUGUGUCUCAUUCUUUUCUUAGUCUCUGGGAAAAGACUAUAAAUUCUCUACCAUCAUAUGGUAAGUUAACAGCUCAGAGAUGCUGCAGUCAUUAGCAGUUUGCUGUCUAUACGAAAAGCUAACCCAUGUCCAUGUAGCUGAAAUUAGUUUGAUGCAUAAGAGGAUGGUGCUCACAGACACUCACAGGGAAACUGCUGCCCUUCUAGAGUCAGUAGACUGACAGUUGACCAACUUCUUUUGGGAAGAGCUCCUCCUUCUAUAGUCCUCUUUUGGGGGAUUAACAUGGAAAGUACCGACAGAAAUCUCUUCUGUUGUCAUGGUGAUACAUCUUCCCUGACAGGACUUCAGUCAUUCCAAGCUCACUUAACUUGUUUUCCGACCUUAAGCCCAGUCUAUGCUUAUCCUUGGGUGUUCCAUGCCUGUUGUUGAUUCAUUUGUUUUUGUUUUUUAAAUAAUAGUAAGACUAUUUAGUAUGAAAUCUACACUCUUGAUGGGUUUUUAAGUGUACAACAGUGUUGUUAGCUGCAGAUGCACUGUUGUACUGCAGAUGUCUAGAAUUUAUUCAUCUUGGCAUAAUUAAAACUUUACCCCCAUUCAUCAGCAACUCCCCAUUCCCCCUCCCUCAGCCCCUGAAAACCACCUCUCUAUGCCUCAAUGAACCAUGCAGUAUUUGUCCUUGUGUGGCUGGCUCAUUCCACUGAACUUAAUGUCCUCCAGGCUCAUCCAUGUGGUUGUAUACUGCAGGACUGACUUCUUUUUAAAGACUGAGUAGUAUUCCAUUGUAGGCCACAUUUCUUCAAUCCAUCACUCUGUGGGCAGACAUAUAGAUUGUCUCUGUAUGUUGGCUAUUGUGAAUAAUGAUACAGUGAACAAGGGAGGGGAAAUAUCUCUUCAAGUUCUUGACUUCAAUUCCAUUGGAUAAAUGACCAGAAGUGGGACCACUGGACAGUUUUAUUUUUAAUAUAUUUAGGAUGCUGAGUCCUGAUUUCUACAGCAGCUACACCAUUUUACAUUCCCACCAACAGUAUACAAGGGCUCCAAUUUCUCCACACCUUCACCAACAUCUGUUACCUGUGUUGUUUGCUUAUAUGGCAGCCAGUUGGAUUUUCCUUUGCCUUAAGAUAAUUCUGAACUCUAAAAAUAAGCACUUCUUUCUUUGAGAAGUGGUGCAUACUAUAUUCCAUCUAUGGCUAUUGAAUCCUGGCCUUUGUUUUCUGAUUCAGUCAUUAAUUCAACUAACAAUUACUGAACACAUUCUUGAUCAGCCACCAUGAAUGUGAGUAUUUUAUAUUUGAUUCUAAUAAUUAGAAUAAGCUCUGUGUUUACUGCAGUAGCAGGGAUGAUGUUUUGUGCUUUAUUUUAUACUGUUAUCUUUAUUGUUCAUAAGAACCAUGUGAGCUAUCUAUUGGCUCCAUCUUCAGAGGAAGAAAAUGAUACUUAGGAAGGUUAAACAUUAUCUCGGCCAAAGCUAUCAAUUUAGUAAGUAACUGGGCAGAAACCAGAAAUCUCACUGUAUAGCUCAUGCUGUACUGCUGUGAUGAUAAAUCUGCUUUAGCCAUAAAGUUUAAUUUUUGAAUUACUUGUUUUAAGUAAGAAACUGAUCAAAGUUCUGGACAGCAAGAGUCAAACUAGAUUUUUAUGUUGUUGGACACUAUGAAAAUUAUGAUAACUUUAGUUAAAAGUGAACUUUUUUUUUAAAAAAAGAAGUACUUUAUGACCUUUAAAUAAUCUAACUUACUUACAAGUCUAAAGGUAGAUCUUGGAGUCUAGCAGGAUUUUUUUUCUCACUUAGGCCUGUCAAAAUUUUGAGCCUCAUUCAUAAAUUAUUUUAGACCUACACACUACCUGGUCUGUAUAGAGAUUUCACAAUCUAAUAACUGUUUUGUCAGUAAUAUAACCAGUAAUGUAAUUUUGAUGGUGGAUUCAAUAGAUUGCAACUUGUGCUUUUCUGACUCUAUUAAGAUGCCUCAGUAUUUAAAGAAAAUCAUUUUGAAUUUGCAUUGCUGUCACAACUAAUGAGAUUAUUUUGUUGACAUAUAGGCUACCUACACUUGGUCAAAUUUUUUUCUGAAUUUUAGAUCUAAUUUUAAUGAGAAUCAGCAGAGUAAUUCAAUAGCAGUGUUUAUUUUAUUGAAUUGUAAACUGGGGUGAUUUUCAGAAACCAUUCAAUAAUUAAAUAGAGCAACUUUCUGUUCUAUGUGAGAAGUUACAUUUCUAAUAACAUGUAGCAUUGGUUCCUAUCAUUUGAGAUCCAUUAAACUUUCUCAGGCACUUUCAGACCUGGAUCACUUAAUAAACUAAAGAAAAAAUAGUAAAAAUAGCUGGUCCAAUGGCAUAGGGACAUAGAUUAGAUACACAACAAAUAUUUGUUAACAUGUCAUUGAAAUGGUCUCAGGUAGCCUGAAGGAAUUAGCAAAACUUCUCAAAUAUCUUCGUGAUAACCAUAUAUUCCUCCACAACACAUUUAUUUCUAAACAAAGAAGGAGAAACUCUAACAAACAACUAUCUAACACUUCAUUGCUUCCAAGAUAAAUGUAACUGAACAUAAAGGAUCUAAUAGUGGUAGAUUUAUCAAGAAUAUCAGGGAUGGUCUUGGAAUUAUAGGCAAAGUAAAUUCCUGUCCGUUUCACUUGUCACCAGCUACCCGUCAGGCUCAUUGUGAACUUCAGGUUUUGCCCAAGUUAUUUAUAUGAAGUAUCUCUGUGUAAUAUAAGGGAUUGCAGGUUAUUUGAAAAUAGCAACAAAGACAACCCAAAUGAAAAAUUCCAUUUCUAUAAUUAGUUUUCCUGAAAGUCAGGCAUGUCAUUGAGGACAAGCUUUUGGCUUAUUAUUUUUGUGCACAGGAGGAAAAUUGUUAGUAGGUUUAUAGAUAUUAUUUUUGUAAUAGAAUGUUAAACCCCUGAAAAACAUCAAAAAUUGUCUCCUAGAAUUAAUUCUAUGUUUUCAAAACUUGUUUCCAAAAGGAUUCUAAAUAGCAAUAGGAUCUUUUCUCCUUUCUCCACUCCAAUGGUUUAAUGGGAUAGAUGAAUCAAUGUUUAUAUUUUUAAACUGUAAAUAUUUUAUUUUGGGUAUUUUGUAUAUUUGUUGAUAUAAUUCCAUUUUGUGCAUAUGUAUCAUUGUGCAUGUUACUGUUUUUGAUAGCCACUCUUUUAUUGAAUGUAAGAAGCUUGGGCUAAUAGCACUUUUCUUGUUUCAUUUGACCAUCUUAACAUGAAUAUACAAUGCUGCCAUUUUAACUGUUGUGUUUAAUCCAGCCAAUAAAUUUUGUUGCUCCUUUGCAUUUAAAGUGAA
Heterocephalus glaber (naked mole-rat) is the source of this 10470-nucleotide messenger RNA. RefSeq names its product APC membrane recruitment protein 2 (gene Amer2). NCBI's taxonomy places the organism in Eukaryota, Metazoa, Chordata, Mammalia, Rodentia, Bathyergidae. Gene Ontology annotation, cellular component: plasma membrane. Gene Ontology annotation, molecular function: beta-catenin binding; phosphatidylinositol-4,5-bisphosphate binding. Gene Ontology annotation, biological process: regulation of canonical Wnt signaling pathway. The record is from RefSeq and is a predicted model, not a curated record.